Botrytis deweyae is the source of this 843-nucleotide messenger RNA. RefSeq lists its product as uncharacterized. The transcript has 2 exons. The record is from RefSeq and is a predicted model, not a curated record. Bases 1 to 843 code for a protein of 280 amino acids. Lineage: Eukaryota; Fungi; Ascomycota; Leotiomycetes; Helotiales; Sclerotiniaceae.
AUGACAAAACGUUUACGAGAUGAAGAGUUUGAUGAUCCUUCUUCUCCAGAUUCAGAGAUUAUAGAGACUCCCAAUCCAUCCGACACACAGGAAACCCAAGCUACCUCAAAUUCUACACCCCAAGCCUCCUCCAAACUUGUUCACCUUGGUGAGGAGACCGGUGAAGCUCCUACAGUAAUGCGGUGCUCUUUGCCAGGUCAUCAGCGAACAUUAUCCUUCCCUUCAUUCGAUGACUAUGAAGUACACUAUAAAAAGUCUCACAUGAACAGAUGUUUGGAAUGUCGUAAGAACCUUCCUUCGGAACAUUUCCUCAAUCUUCACAUUGAGGAAAAUCAUGAUGCGUUGGUUAGUGUUAGGAAAGACCGAGGAGAAAAGAUUUAUUCUUGUUUUGUUGAGGACUGUGAUAGGAAAUGCUCAACUCCUCAGAAGAGACGUAUGCAUCUCAUUGAUAAACAUAUGUUCCCUCAGCAGUAUGACUUCUUCGUUGUGAAUGAUGGUAUUGAUCAUAAAAGCUCCAUGCUUAGAUCAGGACGCCAUGGACAUCGAAGACACAGCUCGGCAGCAAAAACGAAAGUUGAAGAGGUUAGGCAACGUGCCGCCACUGCUGAGCCAACUUUGAACAAUCAAGGCAUCAACCAAGAACCUACUGGUGGAUCCGGCGUCCCCCCAGCGCAGACAGAAGAUGAUGCCAUGGAAGUAUCUGAGACGGCUGCGUCAGUUCUUGAGCCAGAAGAUGAUCAGAUGAAAGGUUUAGAAACAGCCAUGUCAUCACUGAGAUUUGUUCCGAGUAGUGUUAGAUUCGGCAGGGGGCGUGGAAGGGGAAGGGGAUUCAGCAAAGCCUGA